Molecule: messenger RNA, 754 nt
Organism: Engraulis encrasicolus (European anchovy)
Lineage: Eukaryota; Metazoa; Chordata; Actinopteri; Clupeiformes; Engraulidae
Gene: dnajc12
Product: DnaJ (Hsp40) homolog, subfamily C, member 12
Exons: 5
Coding region: 178-729 (183 amino acids)
Cellular component (GO): cytoplasm
Source: RefSeq, a predicted model, not a curated record
CCUUUGCUCUGAAAACCCAUUGGAGUAGGACACACAGAGACCGCUGUGAGAAGUGCGCAUGCGCCCUCAGAACUUAUGAAUGUAAUGUAACAGUGGUGAGAUACAAUCUGUCACAUUCAGCUCGUGAGAGAUAAAGUAACUAUCACUGCAGGCAGCGCGAACGGUUAUUUGGCUCGUAUGGACUCGAUUUUGAACUGCAAACAGGAAGAUUUGGAGAAUUAUUAUGGACUUCUUGGAUGCGAUGAGCUGUCAUCGACUGAGCAAAUACUGAAUGAAUACAAAAUAAGAGCCUUGGCUUGCCACCCUGACAAGCAUCCAGAGAAUCCUAAAGCAGUGGAAGAGUUUCAGAGGUUGCAGGAAGCCAAAGAGGUUUUGACCAAUGAGGAGAGCCGGAAGAACUACGACCUAUGGCUGAGGAGCCAGCUCACCAUGCCUUACCGAGACUGGCGGGCCCUCAGCCAAUCAGUGAAGACCUCAAUGCACUGGGCAGUGAGGCCAAAGAAGGAGCCGAUGCUGGAGGAGGCCAAAGAAGAGACGGUGCCACCUCCUGUCCAAGAGGAGAAGGACGAGGAGAAGGAGAAAGUCUCCCUCUCUGAACAGGAGCAGACGCAAGAGCAGUCCUCCUCAUACAGCCCUCUCUCCCCCAGUGACUACUGGCAUCAACGAUUCCGGUGGUCAGCCGAUGCUCCCUCUGAUAUUUUGCUAAAAUUUCGGAACUAUGAAAUAUAACUAUCAAAUCCCUGUUUUAGAUAUU